Molecule: messenger RNA, 710 nt
Organism: Cavia porcellus (domestic guinea pig)
Lineage: Eukaryota; Metazoa; Chordata; Mammalia; Rodentia; Caviidae
Gene: Lalba
Product: lactalbumin alpha
Biological process (GO): defense response to Gram-negative bacterium; defense response to Gram-positive bacterium; lactose biosynthetic process
Molecular function (GO): calcium ion binding; lysozyme activity; lactose synthase activity
Source: RefSeq, marked provisional
GCAUUUCAGGUUCACAGCAGCAGCCAAAAUGAUGUCCUUUUUCCCUCUGUUGCUGGUGGGCAUCCUGUUUCCUGCCGUGCAGGCCAAGCAACUUACCAAAUGUGCGCUGUCUCAUGAGUUGAACGACCUUGCCGGCUACCGAGACAUCACUUUGCCUGAAUGGCUCUGUAUCAUAUUUCAUAUCAGUGGUUAUGACACACAAGCCAUAGUGAAAAAUAGUGACCACAAAGAGUACGGACUUUUCCAGAUAAAUGAUAAAGAUUUCUGUGAGAGCAGCACGACUGUUCAAUCAAGGAACAUUUGUGACAUUUCCUGCGACAAGCUCCUGGAUGAUGACCUUACUGAUGACAUAAUGUGUGUCAAGAAGAUCCUGGAUAUCAAAGGAAUUGACUACUGGUUGGCCCACAAACCACUGUGCUCUGACAAGCUGGAGCAGUGGUACUGCGAGGCACAGUGAGCACCUGAUGUAUCUGCCAAUCCUGCUCUUCCCAUACACCCAGAACCCCUCUUCCCUCAUGCUACCCCAGUUUACCUUUUUCUGCCCCUGAAUAUGAUUUGUCUCUGAGCCCUGGAUCCUGUAGUGACACUGUUUGGCUCUUGAGGACUGUUGUCUAAGGAUGCAUGACUGGUGCACUGGACAUUAGACACUCAGUGCCCUUGAACUACACCAACAAAUCCCACUUCUGUCCUGAAUAAAGGCCCUGAUUUGG